Messenger RNA from Racocetra persica, 730 nucleotides. NCBI's taxonomy places the organism in Eukaryota, Fungi, Glomeromycota, Glomeromycetes, Diversisporales, Gigasporaceae. The record is from the annotation of a GenBank genome assembly.
AGAAAAUCUGAAAUUCUAAGGAUAAAUUACGCUCAAUAUGAAGAAAGGUGUUUUGAUAGCAAAGAACAACGUUAUAAGGCUAUGGCCAUCACAGGCUCAGUGCCAUCACUUGCUGACGAUAAAAAAAGAUGGUUGAUGACUGAGCUGUUAUCUUUAUUAAAGGGUAAUAAAAAAGUUUGGGUCGAUGACGGAGAUAGGAAAUCAGAUAUUCUAAGGAUAAAUUACGCUCAAUAUGAAAAAAGGUGUUUUGAUAGCAAAGAACAACGUUGUAAGGCUAUGGCCAUCACAGGCUCAGUGCUAUCACUUGCUGACGAUAAAAAAAGAUGUUUGAUGACGGAGCUGUUAUCUUUAUUAAAGGAUAAUAAAAAAGUUUGGGUCGAUGACGGAGCUGUAAGGCUUCAAGCGCCAUCUCUAUCUAAAGAAAAAAAGGAAAGUCGAUGGCAGAGCUGCAAAACUCAGGCCAUCUCUACGAAGAAAAAAAAAUCAGAUAUUCUAAGGAUAAAUUACGCUCAAUAUGAAGAAAGGUGUUUUGAUAGCAAAGAACAACGUUAUAAGGCUAUGGCCAUCACAGGCUCAGUGCUAUCACUUGCUGACGAUAAAAAAAGAUGUUUGAUGACGGAGCUGUUAUCUUUAUUAAAGGAUAAUAAAAAAGUUUGGGUCGAUGACGGAGCUGUAAGGCUUCAAGCGCCAUCUCUAUCUAAAGAAAAAAAGGAAAGUCGAUGGCAAAGCU